GCCUCUUGGUAUUUCUCCAACAUUUCGGCUAACGAGUAACCUUCUUUGUGGGCUUCUUGGCGUAGUAAAGCGUCAAAUUCAGGCGUUACUUUGCCAGGAGAAAGUUGACCGAAAGAAAUUAAAAAACCAUUUAAUUACUAACCUGGAAACUAAAGGAAAAGAAAUAAUUAAUGCUGUUAAUAACGAAAUCUUGACUGACCUUAACACCCUAAUAAAAACAGGAGAAAAAGGCGAACAAGGAUUAAUAGCAGAUUACGAGAAAAAAAAGAAAGAAAUUAUAGGACAGCGAGAAAAUAAAGGAACGCAUCAAACAGCAAGAACUGUCGGGUUUUCUAUUUAUUCUUUUGUUCCAAUUGCUGGCGGAGGUUCGAGUACUCUCCUCAUAAAUGAAUUAUCAGACGCAAAUAAAAAACUACAAGAGAGGUAUACAGAGAAAGAAGUAAACCAAAUUGCUGAUAACAUAGCCCAAGAAGCCAAUAAAUUUCAAAUCGAGGCAAGGAAUAAACUAAUAAGAGUUAAGGAAAAAUAUGAGAACCUAAUAAAAGCCAGCACUCAUGCGUUAGAGGCACAGAACAAAAAAUUAGAGGACCGAGAACGAGAAAUAAACACACUCAAAACAGACGGAGAAAAUACGCUAAAACAGAAAGCACAGGAAUAUCAAAAUCAAAUAAAGAAACAAAAAGAAACUUUAACCCGAGAAAAAUCCGAACUAGAAAAGCAAAUUAACAACCUGAUAAGCGAAAAACAGAUAAUCACCAACAAUUACAACCAAGUAGCGAAAAAGUGCCAAGAAUACGAACGCAUAGCCGCCGAAACUGCCGAACGAAUUAAUAACCAAACCUUAUUACCUGACCCCAAGGAUUUAGAUUUACACAAAUGA
Messenger RNA from Racocetra persica, 880 nucleotides. The record is from the annotation of a GenBank genome assembly. NCBI's taxonomy places the organism in Eukaryota, Fungi, Glomeromycota, Glomeromycetes, Diversisporales, Gigasporaceae.